UAAUUUCAUCCGUGAGACAGUGGCAGAUCAGCAAGUCAUUUCGUCGCGGCGGCGGUAGAAGUAUUUCUAUACACAGAGAUCUGCAGAUGGGUCAGGGUCUGUGGAGGGUGGCGAGGAACCAGCAGCUGCAGCAGCAGUACAGUGAACAGUGCUUCCUCCAGCGGGACAGAGAGCGAGACCGGAGGGUGGGGCCCCCACUGGCUGAGCCGCUGCAGCAGCGCCGCACACCACAGUGUCAGGUGUCCGGCACCGACAUCAGCCAUCUGCUGCGCGUCCGCAAAGGCAAAGAGGAGCAGGGCUUCAUCGAUCUUGAGAUGAUGCCUCCCGAACUCAGCAUCACCAUCCUCUCCUACCUGAAUGCUACCGACCUGUGCCUGGCCUCCUGUGUGUGGCAGGACUUGGGCAAUGAUGAGUACCUGUGGCAGGGCCUGUGCAAGUCCACUUGGGGUCACUGUUCCAUAUACAACCGAAGGCUUCCAUCUGGAUUUUCAUAUAGAAAACUCUACAUGGAAUUAGAUGAAGGAAGUCUAACCUUCAACGCCCACCAGCAAGAGGGUAUCAGUUACUUCAUGUCCAGAGGUAUUCUUGUGGACCACCCGAAGGAAAUUGCCAAGUUUAUAUUCUAUACCAGAAUGCUGAACUGGAAGAUGCUGCGGAUUUAUCUUGAUGAACGGCGAGAUGUCUUGGAUGAGCUUGUCACACUUCAUAACUUUAGUAACCAGUUCCUCCCUAAUGCACUGAGAGACUUCUUCAGACACAUUCAUGCCCCGGAGGAGAGGGGCGAGUACCUGGAGACCCUCAUCACUAAGUUUUCUCAUCGUUUCUGUGCCUGCAACCCCACUCUGGUGCAGGAAGUGGGCUUAAGUCCUGGUGUGUCAAUGACCAGCCCUCACGUAAAGAACAAGAUGUCCAAGAGGGAGUUUAUCCGAAACACACGGCGGGCUGCUCAGAACAUCAGCGAGGACUUUGUAGGGCACCUCUAUGACAACAUCUAUCUGAUCGGUCACGUGGCGGCCUAGGCACUACAGCACUUGACAUGUUAGAGAGAGACUGCUGGCACGUAAAACAUUAGCGACUGCACUAGGAAGGAUUCUGCUUGAAACUGGAAGAAACACUGUCAGAACUCUGCAGGUCAUUUUAAACUGAAGUCUUGUGAGUGAAGCCCUUGAUAUGAUGUGCUGCAUUGCAAAGGAGUGGAGGACAGCCACAAUGUGAAGAAUCAGCAAAGCAAGUCAUUUGUUAGCAGGCUAGCAAUGGUAGCGACAAGGUUUAUCUACCACAACCCGCUUAAACAUGCAAAACCAUGUAGCUACAUGAAGAUAUAUGAGAUAAGCUAUGAAGUCAGUUAAAUCUGAAUGUAGAAUUUAUGGGGCCUGCGUCAUAUUUACAAAGACAUCUAUUUAUUUUUUUUCCUCAUUCUAAUUUGGAAACCUCUCAUGCGUAUCAAAUGAAUGUCAGCUUUUUUUGCCAUAUCUACAAAAUUCAGGCAAGUCUAAGACAUUCAGUCUACAGUCACUGUGAUAUCAAAGAAUUGACAGACUAAAACAGCACACCUAUAAUAUUGAUUAUGAACAAAAGCAUUUUUUUAAUUUUAAUUCUGUGUGUACUUUUCUUGUUUUAGGAGGCUUUGUGUCUGUGCAUUGUCACAUGUCUCAUCUUCCUUGAGAAGACUGAAAUCCUGUGAGACAUUGUAUGCACUGAUUUUUUUUAUUAUGUAUAUUUCAUAGGUUUGGUACCUUUUUUGGUCCUCUUCCUUUCUACAGUUUUUUUUUUUUGAUGUUCUUUUUUGUGUUGUUGUUCAUCACAUUCUGUUAGACCAUUUUCCAAUCAUAUAAAUGAUAUUAACACAAAUACUUCAUAUACAAGCAAAUUAAAUCAGCUAUCUGUUUCAUCUGAACAUCGUAAGUAUGUUCGAGAGAAGCCUUUUCUAUUUCUCAGAUAAUUCAUUGGACAUCAUGUCUUUUAGUUGAAUAUUUACUCUCAGCUCAUAAAUGUAGGUAUUUUUCUUUUUUCUUUUAUU
Sinocyclocheilus anshuiensis is the source of this 2020-nucleotide messenger RNA. RefSeq names its product F-box only protein 8-like. Gene Ontology annotation, molecular function: guanyl-nucleotide exchange factor activity; protein binding. The transcript has 7 exons. NCBI's taxonomy places the organism in Eukaryota, Metazoa, Chordata, Actinopteri, Cypriniformes, Cyprinidae. The record is from RefSeq and is a predicted model, not a curated record. Gene Ontology annotation, biological process: regulation of ARF protein signal transduction. Bases 87 to 1019 code for a protein of 310 amino acids.